AGAGACAGAGGGGUGGACUACACGAGGAGAGCAGAGCGAUCAGGGGUGUGCAUCAUUACCACAAGCUUUUAUGUUGACCAAUCAGAUAACAGCUUUUCUGACAAGUAUUGUUACCUUCCUUCCGAAAUAGAUCAAUUUCGACAUUUUUAAGGUGUGCCAUCACAUUUAGCAUUGAAAGCUCAGUUGAGUUCUUCAGUUUGCGUCUUAUCGUCCUAGUCAGCACUACCGUACGGUGGGUUCGCAGAGUCACAACCACUAGGCGACUAGCAAAGCGGAAAAAACGAAGAAACAUGUCGAAUUACAGAGUUUGGUGAUUGUUGUGUUUCUAAUGUUCUCGCCACUUGUGUUUUCCCGUGAAUGUUAUCAGUGCCUUAGCACCCACUCUUGGAAAGACUGCGAUGACAAGCGAUACAAGGUCAGGUGCCUAGAUUCGCAGAGGUGCAUUAAAGCCAGCGGCCACAGUUCCAUUGAUGAAGCUUAUGUGAAAGGCUGCGCGGCUACCUGCUCAGCAUCUGACAUUCCUGUCUGCAAUGAACCCGGUGUCAAGUGUAACGUGGACUGUUGCUCCUCAGACUACUGCAACGGUGCCCCCGGUCAUACGUUCAGCGGUCUUCUCUUGAUGGCUUGCGUUCCGAUUGCCACUGGAGUUAUCUACUUGUUCGGUUAUGAGGUUGCUUUUAAGUAAUUUUGGAUUUUAAUCCAGUGCCUUUUAGUAGAAUGCAGUUAUUAGACGCGGAACAAUCAAGUUAGGAUGUUGAAUUAUUAUUUAGGAGUAAGAACUGUAAAGUAAAUUACUCAGACCCGUCGUUUCAUGAGCGAUAAUUUGAGCUUGUCGAUACGUAUAACGUGACUGAGCAAAGGUUCAUGUAAUAUUAAAUAAAAUUCAAUAGUUGUUGCUUAA
Messenger RNA from Orbicella faveolata, 901 nucleotides. RefSeq lists its product as uncharacterized. NCBI's taxonomy places the organism in Eukaryota, Metazoa, Cnidaria, Anthozoa, Scleractinia, Merulinidae. The record is from RefSeq and is a predicted model, not a curated record.